Triticum aestivum (bread wheat) is the source of this 3129-nucleotide messenger RNA. Its product is annotated as ribonuclease J. Bases 93 to 2648 code for a protein of 851 amino acids. The transcript has 17 exons. The record is from RefSeq and is a predicted model, not a curated record. Lineage: Eukaryota; Viridiplantae; Streptophyta; Magnoliopsida; Poales; Poaceae.
UGCUAGAGUUGCUCUUAUCCCAUCCGCUCUCUCGCGGUCUGUGCUCCACUCCACUCCACCCCCCUCACCCCACCCCCGCCCGCGCCGCCGCCAUGGUCGCGCUCGCCUCCCUCUCUUCUCUGUGCCUCUGCGGCUCCGCUCGCCGCCGUUCUGCCUCCGCGCCCACCUCCAUAUCAUGCUGUGUGCUCGCAACUCCCUCCGGCAGAGGGUCUCAUGAAUCUAGAAUACCCCGUAGAAGGUUCCGGAGAACCGAGGGUGCUACUAAGAGCAUGGAAGAUUCAGUCAAGCGAAAGAUGGAGCAGUUCUACGAAGGGGUGGAUGGUCCGCCCCUCCGGGUCCUCCCAAUCGGCGGCCUUGGGGAAAUCGGCAUGAAUUGCAUGCUCGUCGGGAACUAUGACCGUUAUAUCCUGAUUGAUGCAGGGGUUAUGUUCCCAGACUACGACGAGUUUGGUGUGCAAAAGAUUAUUCCCGACACAACUUUCAUCAAGAAAUGGAGCCACAAAAUUGAAGCAGUUAUUAUUACACAUGGCCAUGAAGAUCACAUCGGUGCGUUGCCUUGGGUUAUUCCUGCACUGGAUUCGACCACACCUAUUUUUGCGUCAUCUUUUACGAUGGAGCUCAUAAAGAAACGUUUGAAGGAGUUUGGGAUUUUUCUCUCAUCCAGGCUAAAGAGUUUUAGAGUUAGAAAUAGGUUUCAGGCUGGUCCAUUUGAAGUGGAACCUAUCCGCGUAACUCAUUCAAUUCCUGACUGCUGUGGAUUAGUGCUUCGUUGUGGUGAUGGCACAAUUUUCCAUACUGGUGACUGGAAAAUUGAUGAAUCACCAGUGGAUGGGAGAAUAUUCGACCGAGAAGCAUUGGAGGAGCUCUCGAAAGAAGGUGUUACUCUGAUGAUGAGCGACUCAACAAAUAUUCUGUCCCCUGGAAGAUCCACCAGUGAAUCUGUUGUCGCUAGUUCAUUGUUGCGUCAUGUUUCAGAAGCAAAAGGGAGAAGAGUAAUUACAACACAAUUUGCUUCAAAUAUACAUCGCAUUGGGAGCAUCAAAGCCGCUGCAGACUUAACUGGUCGAAGGCUGGUCUUUGUUGGAAUGUCACUGCGGACGUACCUUGAGGCUGCUUUCAGGGAUGGAAAGGCACCACUGGAUCCAUCAACCUUGGUUAAGGCAGAGGACAUGGAUGCAUAUGACCCUAAAAAUCUUUUAGUCGUUACUACAGGUUCACAGGCAGAGCCACGUGCGGCUCUGAAUCUCGCAUCUUAUGGUGGGAGCCAUGCUCUUAAACUAUCCAAAGAGGACGUCCUUCUUUAUUCAGCUAAGGUUAUCCCUGGAAACGAGUCCCGGGUAAUGAAGAUGUUAAAUCGCCUCACCGACCUUGGCCCCAAAAUUGUUAUGGGUAAAGAUGCUGGCCUCCAUACAUCUGGGCAUGCUUAUCACGAUGAACUGGAGGAAGUUCUACAGAUUGUUAAACCGCAGCAUUUCUUGCCUGUUCAUGGGGAACUCUUGUUUCUCAAAGAACAUGAAUUGCUAGGAAGGUCAACUGGCAUAAAGCACACUACUGUAAUUAAAAAUGGGGAGAUGCUUGGUGUAUCUCAUCUAAGAAACAGAAAGGUUUUGUCAAAUGGGUUUGUUUCUUUAGGGAAGCAGGACUUUAAGUUAAUGUAUAGUGACGGAGACAAAGCUUUUGGAACGUCCACUGAUCUCUGCAUUGACGAGAGAUUCAGGAUCGCAUCUGAUGGCAUUAUCUUUGUCAGCAUGGAGAUCUUCCGACCUAAACCUGCUUCACCACAGUCUGGCUUGAAAGGGAAAUUUAAAAUAACAACACGGUGUCUAUGGCUUGAUUAUGGUAGACUACUUGAUGCACUUUACAAGGCUGCGCAUGCUGCAUUGUCAAGCUGUCCUUUGAAUUGCCCACUUAGUCACAUGGAGCGAAUGGUAUCUGAAAUCUUGAGGAAAAUGGUCAGAAAGUACAGUGGAAAGAGACCUGACGUCAUUGUAGUUGCUUCAGAGAACACUACAGUAGGUUUCUCAGAAGAGGUAAUAAAUAGGCAUAUGAGUCUUGUAGACUAUGAGAAAACACGGCCAGAGAACCCAGAGCGUGAGGCUGAAGAGAGCAUCCCUGAGGUCAUGAGAACAACACCUGACGAUGCAACCACUAGCUCCAAUGGUGAAUCAUUCUUCUCUCCUGAUUUACAUCAGCCUAAAACAUUGGAUCAUUUUUGGGAGUCGUUCAAGUCCCCUACAGCAGUAAAAAUUGCAAGAAUUGUCAAUGCUUCAGCUCAAGGGAACAAACCAAAGCUCGGCAAGAUCAGCAUAAUUGAUAAGGAUUCCAGCACGUCAGCUCCUGCUCCAGCUAAAUCUUCAAGAAAGAACAAGUGGAAGCCCGAGGAAAUUAAGAGCUUAAUACAGCUGCGUGGAGAAAUGAAUGAGAAAUUCCAAACCGUCAAAGGAAGAAUGGUUCUGUGGGAAGAGAUAUCUGGUAGCCUGUUGAAGCAGGGGAUAACUCGUACACCAGCACAGUGCAAAUCUGUGUGGACAUCAUUGCUUCAGAAAUACGAGGAGAGCAAGAAGGAUGAAGAAAACAUGCGGACAUGGCAAUAUUUUUCGGCCAUGGAUAGUUUUUUAUCAUGCGAAGGGGAAAUGGCAACCAAAUGAAACAGACCCGUAAUAAAUUGCUUAGCGAUAGUUAUUUGGAGAUCAGUGUAUUGUAAGGUAGUCCGUGAAUCAACGACAAGAUCAACAGCGUCUCCAGGAAGUAAUCCUAUCAUUCUUUGCCAUUGCAUGAGAUGCCUGGGGUAGUCACGUGAAACUAGGUUUACCAAUCCACCAUGUUGUAUUAGUUUUUGUGGGAUCAGCAACUAGAUCUAUCAAUUGAUUAGUCAGUUAAGUUGCAACAUUAGCAAGUAAAAAGGCGCUCUCGUGUUACAGAAUGGAUUAAUUCUGGCCUCACAUUUAGGCCGUAACAAGGUGGAGAUCGAGUCCGAUCGUGUUCCUGUGAUUGAAGCUACAAAACUACUACUAUGGAGCUGACGCGGCGAUCAUUGCUGAAUGUGCUCAACUUGCAACAGGGUUCGGGAAGGUUUGUUUUGGUUAUUGUCGUCGAGAUGCAAAUGCGGUUGUUGAUUGUCUUGCUAAA